Messenger RNA from Capsaspora owczarzaki ATCC 30864, 1836 nucleotides. RefSeq names its product sterol carrier protein 2. The record is from RefSeq and is a predicted model, not a curated record. Gene Ontology annotation, molecular function: acyltransferase activity, transferring groups other than amino-acyl groups. Bases 38 to 1717 code for a protein of 559 amino acids. The transcript has 5 exons. NCBI's taxonomy places the organism in Eukaryota, Filasterea, Ministeriida, Capsasporidae.
CUCUUCUUCUUUCAAGAAACAAACAACAGCAGUCAUCAUGGGUCGCAAGGUUUACGUGGUUGGUGUCGGCAUGACCAAGUUUGAAAAGCCUGGUCGCCGCGAGGAUUUCGAUUACCCGCAGAUGGCGACGGAAGCAGUCACGAAGGCGCUGAAUGACAGCGGGCUUCCGUACUCGGCCGUUCAGCAGGCUGUGGUCGGAUACGUGUAUGGCGACUCGACUUGCGGCCAGCGUGCCAUUUACGAGGUCGGUCUCACGGGCAUCCCGAUCUACAAUGUCAACAACAACUGCUCGACGGGCUCGUCGGCGUUGAUGCUUGCCAAGCAGCUGGUGGAAGGCGGCAUCGCCGAGUGCGCUCUGGCACUGGGAUUUGAAAAGAUGGAGCGCGGAUCGCUGAGCUCAAAGUACACCGACCGCACCAACCCCAUGGACAAGCACGUUGGCGUGAUGGCCGAGACGCGCGGACUGGAGGCGUCGCCGAUGACGGCGCAAAUGUUUGGCAACGCUGGACGUGAGCACAUGGAAAAGUACGGCACAACCAAGGAGCACUUUGCCAAGAUUGCGUACAAAAACCACAAGCACUCGGCAAACAACCCGUACGCCCAGUUUCGCGACCAGUACACGCUGCAGCAAGUGAUGGAUGCGCCCUCGAUUCACGAGCCACUGACAAAGCUGCAGUGCUCUCCGACCUCGGACGGCAGUGCCGCUGCUGUCGUUGCCAGUGAGGACUUUGUGCGCAAGCACGGCUUGGAGGGCCAAGCUGUCGAGAUUGCCGCCCUUUGCAUGGCCACCGACCUGCCCAGCUCCUUCUCGGAGAAUUCCUGCAUCAAGAUGGUCGGCUUUGACAUGUCCGCCAAGGCGGCCAACCAAGCGUACGCGACCGCUGGUGUCACGGCCAAGGACGUGGCCGUUGUGGAGCUGCACGACUGUUUCUCAUGCAACGAGCUCCUGACCUACGAGGCUCUGGGGCUGUGCCCGAUUGGCCAGGCUGGUCAAUUUAUCGACUCGGGCAACAACACGUACGGCGGCAAGUACGUUGUCAAUCCUUCGGGCGGCCUCAUCUCCAAGGGACACCCACUUGGAGCCACCGGCAUCGCCCAAUGUGCCGAGCUCUGCUGGCAGCUUCGUCGCAUGGCUGGCGCCCGCCAGGUUCCCAACGUCAAGGUUGCCCUGCAGCACAACAUUGGUCUCGGUGGUGCCGCCAUCGUUGGUCUUUACCGUCUCGGAUUCCCAAACCACCUCAAGAGUCCUCCGAAGGAUGCCGAAAACCCGGCCAUCAACGACAAGGCAGGUCUGCUCCGUGCUGCACCAGCCGCCAGCGCAUCCAGCGCUGCUGCUUCGCCUGCCAAACCUGCCGCUGCAGCUGCAGCAACUGAAGGAGCUGUGACUUCGGCAUUUGUUUUCAAGGAAAUCGCCGCCCGUCUGGCCACGGAUGGCGCCGCUUUGGUCAAGCAAGUGGGAGGCAUCUAUCGCUUCACCCUCUCGGCUCCCGACUCGACGUGGACACUGGAUUUGAAGAGCGGCAACGGCGCGGUCAGCAAGAGCUCGCUUGGCAACGCUGAUUGCACCAUCGCCAUGACGGAUUCCGAUUUCGUAAAGCUCAUGCUGGGCCAGGUUGACUCGCAAAAGCUCUUCAUGAACGGCAAGCUCAAGGUCAAGGGCAACAUGGGUCUGGCCAUGAAGCUGAAGGUGCUUCAGCCUGCCAAGCCAAAGCUUUAGAAAAUGAUUUGGUUUUUUUUGCAAUGGCACUUUUCUGAUUCUUUUGGAAGCCCUCAGCACUGCUUUGAUUGAGGAAUCAAAGUUGUAAAUUUUCAAUGUAUCUUCAGUAAUUGACCCAA